CUUUCAUUCAUUUUUUUUCCUUCGUUUUUACUUAUUAUUAUUAUUUAUUAUUAUUAUUAUCAAACAUCGUGAUUCAAUUAUUCAAUUUAAUAUGUGUCCCAAUGUUGGUAAAGUCAGUACACCAAUACCAAGUAAUUCCUUUGAAGUGACUCGUCUUCCAUCUCAAAAUGUUCAAGACAUGAAUAUCCAAAUCUUACCUGAUGAUGAUCUUUUUACUCUUCUCAGAAAGACGUGGCAAUGGUUUAAAGAUAAUCCCAAAGUUCAAGUUUUUUUAAACAAGAUCAACCCUAUCUUUGAUGGUCGUCCAAAUAUCUUUUUUUCGAAAGGUCUCAAGCGCGGUGAUGAUAAUGGUGGUAUAUCCUCUGAAGCCAAUCGUCAAGAAGGAAACCGUUCUGAUGGUAUCUUCAAGCAACUUGGAUCUGCAAGUCGAUCUUGUUACGACGUUGCAAGGCAUCGUAUCUGUUUGACUUGUAGUUUCAUCAGGAUGUUGACUAAUGGUAGCUGUUUCCCUGGAGUAUUCCUAUCUGAACUGCACUUUGGUAGAUUCUUGUCAAGUUAUAACAUUGUCGAAAGUAGUUACAACCGAAUUCAAGAUCUGGUCACCCGAAAGGACAGUCGUCAUAGUUUGCUGUAUUACCUUGAUGUCGAGCAACAUGAGCGUAUGCUCUUUCAACAAUUUGGUGUCAAUAUCAAGAUCGAAAUGGCCAUGACCAAGACUCAUGUUCUUCCUACUCCAAAGAUCACCUACCAUAUUUCCUCUCAAAAAGAUGCCUCUGCUCCUAUCAGUGGUGUUUGGAAUCUCCGUGUUAAGAAAGUCGGAAAGACUGCCAACCUCCGUUCUCGGUCUAUUGUCAACUUUGCAAAUAAUGUCCAUAAUAAUAUGGUCCAAGGCUUUAUUCGUGAAUUGAAACGCUUAUUGAUAUUGGCUCGAACGCAUGCAUUUCAGUUUGAUGCAAUGAAACUUCCAAGUCUUUUACCCUCUCUAGUACACGUCCAAUUGGCCACCCUCACGGCAUAGGUAGUUAUUAUAUAGUUAUUAUUAUCAUCUUUACGAUAUUAAUUUACAUAUGCAUCCAUAUAUCAGCGUACUGUUUUUUUAUAUUGAUUAGUUAUCUUCAUUUUACACAUUAAUAAAAUUAUCUUGUCUUCCAU
Halteromyces radiatus is the source of this 1152-nucleotide messenger RNA. RefSeq lists its product as uncharacterized. The record is from RefSeq and is a predicted model, not a curated record. The coding region runs from base 92 to 1018 and encodes 308 amino acids. Lineage: Eukaryota; Fungi; Mucoromycota; Mucoromycetes; Mucorales; Cunninghamellaceae. The transcript has 5 exons.